GCCAUACAUGAUGAUAUAACGUAUUUUCGAGGAGAAUCCCGUGUGUUCCCAGUAUAAUGGUUUCCACUAGAAUCAAACAAAGAAAACUCACACACCCUUCCAUUAAAUUGUUACGAAAACUACAGGGAAUUUAUGUAAGGGGUACACUUUGAGAAAUAAAUUUUUGAUUUCUCAAAAUAUUAUGGAACAAUAAGUUCGAGUAUUGCUUUACCAAAAUCGCCUAUAAGCAUUUUUUGUAAGAUUUAAGUUAUUAUAAUCCUCUUUUAAAUUACAUAUACUCUAUCGUUUUUUCCAGUGCAUUUAAGUCAGUCUGCCAUGUAGGUAUAUAAUAAUGACUAGCCAAAUUUGAAGAAACCAACGAACUAACAAGACCCCAAAACUUAAGGAGACUAAACGAAAUUUCCUUCGGUUUUUUGUCAAAUAAUUCCGGCUAGACACCAGAGCAUUUUUUGUACUGUCUACUAAAUAUAAUAUCUGAUUUUACCAGGAUGAGCUCCAACAAGAAGGUUGAGACGCGCCAAGAGAGCGACACCCUGGGCCCCAUGGAGGUGCCCAUGGAUCGCUAUUACGGCGCCCAGACGAUGCGCUGCCUCAUAAACUUUCGCAUUGGCGGCGAGGAGGAGCGAAUGCCGCGCCAGAUAAUUCAGGCCAUGGGCAUACUGAAGAAGGCGGCAGCCGAAACAAACCAGGAAUUCGGCUUGGAUCCCAAGCUGAGCACGGCCAUCUCGAAUGCGGCCGAUGAUGUGAUCUCCGGAAAGCUUUACGAUGAGGGUCACUUCCCACUGCCCAUUUGGCAGACGGGAUCGGGCACCCAGAGCAACAUGAACAGCAACGAGGUUAUCGGGAAUAGGGCCAUCGAGCUGCUGGGCGGACGUAUUGGUACCAAGGACCCAGUGCAUCCCAACGACCAUGUGAACAAGUCGCAGAGCUCCAACGACACCUUCCCGUCGGCCAUUCACAUUGCGGUGGCCACUGCGCUGACCAAGGAACUCCGUCCGGCGGUUACCGCUCUGCGGGAUUCACUGCAGGCCAAGUCGAAUGAAUGGAAGGAUAUCAUCAAGAUCGGACGCACCCACACCCAGGAUGCAGUGCCGCUAACGCUGGGACAGGAGUUCAGUGGCUAUGCCCAGCAGCUGACCAACGGGUUGCAGAGAAUCGAUGCGGUCCUGCCGCGAGUUUAUCAGCUCGCACUGGGUGGAACCGCCGUGGGAACUGGAUUGAAUACCCGCCGAGGAUUCGCCGAGAAGUGUGUGAAGCGGAUUGCCCAGCUCAGUGGAUUGCCAUUCGUGGUGGCGCCCAAUUUUUUCGAGGCCCUGGCCUGCCGAGAUGCCAUGGUGGAGGUGCAUGGAGCGCUCAAUGUCCUGGCUGUUAGCCUGAUGAAGGUCACCAAUGAUAUACGUUUCCUGGGAUCAGGACCACGCUGCGGACUUGGCGAGCUGUUUCUGCCGGAGAAUGAGCCGGGCAGUUCUAUCAUGCCCGGCAAGGUGAAUCCCACGCAGUGCGAGGCCAUGACCAUGAUCUGCGCCCAGGUGAUGGGGAACCACGUGGCCGUCUCCGUCGGCGGUGCCAAUGGACACUUCGAGCUGAACGUUUUCAAGCCACUGAUUGCAUCCAAUGUGCUCCGUUCCAUCAAGCUGCUGGCUGAUGGGUGCAUCAGCUUCAAUUGCAACUGCGUCAAAGGCAUUAAACCCAACAAGGAGAAGCUGGCCAAGAUCGUGAAUGAGUCGCUAAUGCUGGUGACAGCACUCAAUCCGCACAUUGGCUAUGACAAGUCCGCCCAGAUCGCCAAGGCGGCGCACAAGAAUGGAACUACUCUGAAGGUGGAGGCCUUGAACGCCGGCAUAUCGGAGAAGGACUUCAACGAGUGGGUGCGUCCCGAGAAGAUGCUGGGUCCUUCUUAGGUUUUCCGCACUUGUUCCAUGUGUUACCCAUUCAUAAAUUCUAUAUUGCAAAAUUUAAUCGUUGAAUAUACAAUCGAGUGAAAGAUGUAAACAGUUUUGGUAGCACAAGG
This is a messenger RNA of Drosophila simulans, 2011 nucleotides long. Its product is annotated as probable fumarate hydratase, mitochondrial. The coding region runs from base 489 to 1901 and encodes 470 amino acids. Gene Ontology annotation, cellular component: mitochondrion; tricarboxylic acid cycle heteromeric enzyme complex. Lineage: Eukaryota; Metazoa; Arthropoda; Insecta; Diptera; Drosophilidae. The record is from RefSeq and is a predicted model, not a curated record. Gene Ontology annotation, biological process: tricarboxylic acid cycle; malate metabolic process; fumarate metabolic process. The transcript has 3 exons. Gene Ontology annotation, molecular function: fumarate hydratase activity.